Messenger RNA from Peromyscus maniculatus bairdii (prairie deer mouse), 4122 nucleotides. The record is from RefSeq and is a predicted model, not a curated record. Lineage: Eukaryota; Metazoa; Chordata; Mammalia; Rodentia; Cricetidae.
UGGGUGCCCAGCCCAAGGGACUGUGGGGAUCUGACCUUCAAGGACCUGGUUUCAUUAGGCCUGGGGGGUCACUCCAUGCUAGGGGUCGGGCAGGGAGGGAAGGUAGUUCCAGAGCCUCUAGUGAGAAGUUGGGGGCAUCCUUACCUGAGACCUGAACAUCAAUUUAAUUAUUAGCUGUGGGCAAUAGGGACUUGAUUUUGGAUUUAACUUAUUUUGUGGUGAGUUUGAACUUUAUUUUUCUGUGUUGGGGAUGGGGCCCAGAGUUUCUUUCAUACGUGUCAGGUAAGUAUUUUAUUUUCUAUCUUAGCCACUCGUUAUCUGUUAGGCCAAGGAAAUAUCUUUUUAGAUUUUUUUUUUUUUAAAUAUGUAUGGGUGUUUUGUCUGUAUGUGAACUUUGUGUGUGCAGUACCCACAUCAGCGGGAAGAGGGCAUCCGAUUCCCCAGAACUGGAGUUACUCUGAGCUACCAGGAAGGCCCUGGUAAUGGAACCUGGGUUUUCCAGAAGAGCAGCCAACACUCUUAACUGUUGGGCCAUUUCUCCAGCCCCCCACCCCCACCAUCAACUCCAGGAAAAAACUUGACCCAAUGUCAGAGGAUUCUGCCAUGAUAAUCUGUCCAGGAGGCCAGGCAGAUUGAAGUGGGGAGGGGCAAAAGAAAAAGGGGGGCGCAGGAAUAGAGAAGUUCCAAGCAGCCAGCCAUGAAGUGUACCAGGGUGAGGACCCGGUUGGGCAGCCAUCCCUUUCUGUUCCCAGGCUAGUUCUGCUGGGCCGUGUCUGGGAGGGGCAGGCGUGUGGAGCGCUUAGCUCCCCUACCAGAGGACAGAACCCCAGGGAAUGAGAAUGAAGCCUCUGCUCAGGGCAGCUUCAGGAUUUGACCUUAAGACACCCAGGGCCAUGGAUGGAAACAUCCCUGGGAGCCAGCUAGAGUCUGAGAUGGCUGCAGGGGAGAUCUUUAGAUGGAGGAUGCCUGCGUGAUCCAUGAGGACAUAGGGUCCUUCAGGGGGUUGGUCCCCUCCCCUUGAGGGAGCAGAUAAAAUGGGACGCUGACAAAGGGCACCGUGGGGCCAGUUCUUCUGUAUCGUUCUGUUUUUGCACCCCGCCCCCACGUUGUGGAUAAAUUUAGAGGCUCACUGUUUGCUAAGGCUAACUGCGGUGCUCUGCUUUUGAACUACAUCUCCAACCCCAUCCCUUUUUUUUGAAUGGUCAGGCUGUCUCCUGCAGCCUCCCCCUAUACUAACCCUGAAUCCCUAGGAAGACCCAACUCUUAGCAGGCCUGACCACUAGCCUCACCACAAGGAUCCUGUCCUGGGUGUGCAGAUGGAUCCACAACUUGGGAAGAAAAGUCUGAGCAGAUUAACAUUUCAGCCAUCAAUUUACGAUCUCUUCUCGAAACCAAGCUUAUCAGAAUUGUGCCAAUCAGAAAGAGAGGCCUAUCAGCUAAUUGUGGAUUUUAUGGAGCCAGGCGAGAUGUCCCAGUUAGACAAGCUGAACUUCCUGAAUGCUGUGGAAAUUUUAAGCAAUGUUGUGCGUGAUCAGGCAAAUGGCAACAUGAAUAACUACUACCCUAAAACCCUUCUGGCCAAGAAAAUUCAGACAUUCAUCAUGGAAGAACCCACAGAGAUCUUGGAUAGUAAUGUGCGUCAGCAAGCCAUGCUCUGCAUCGUGGCCCUGAGCCAGGUGAGGCCACCUUUCCACCUAUGCCAGAAACUGGACCUGGUCAACGUUAGCAUCACCAGCAUCUUCUCUCUGCCACUCAUCAUGCCCAGUCUUGACCGGAAGGAGAGUGCUAGUCUUUACCUCCAGACAAGCCAGGCCUUGGAUGACAUGCUGCAAGCCCUUGUGAUGGAGGAAAGGAGCCCCAACAUGAUCAUACUGCAGAAAUUUGUAGAGAUCAUCUUACCUUGGUUAAUGCUGUCAGACAAAGUGCAAGAACAGAUCCGAGCCCUGAGCACGAUUUCCCGAUUGCUGAGGUUUAUCUGCAAUUUCUCGGAACUGUCGCACAUGGUAUCAUUCUCCAUAAUCGGGAGGCUGAUUGGAACCUUCAGCAUCUUCUGCAUGAAUCCCAGCCAGGAGAUCAGCGUGGGAGCAUUGGAGGCAUUGUAUUACUUGUUCACCAUCCUUGUGCUUCAGAGAAGUGUCAGACCGAAGACAGCGACCAUCCUGAAGGAUUUACAGAAGCAUUUCCGUGGAAACUGGAUGGCCAACAUGCAGAAUCUCACACUGUUCUUCAGGAAAUACCUGACCCCUGUAGAGAGAGCCGACGUGAUCAUGGUGGCCAUGGAGGCCAUGAACAGCGGCGACAUGAAUAAUGUCAUUGCAGCCUCGGAGAUGUUAAAUAUGAUUCUGAAGUACCCUCUUACAGAAGUUGCCAAGGUGCCAGAAAUCAUCCAGUUAAUUUACUACUACGUAGACAGCGUGACCGAGGAAGUCGCCCAGGAUGUCAUAAAGAAGGUCUUCCAAUUGCUGGUCCAGUCUCACACAGAUGAGGUUAUCCUGACGCUGUUCAAGAUAGAGGACCGGUCACUAAGGGGCACACACAGAUCCUGGGAAAUCCUGGCUUCCUUUCCAAAAAGCUACCAAGUAAUCAUGGAGUAUCUACUGCAGAGGCUGAUUUCCCCCCAGACACCCAAGGACCAGGAGACCGGCCAUGAAACAGAGCUCUCAACAUCGAUUGUCACCAGGGCCAUCCAUGAGCUGCUGCUGGUGCCAAGCCAGCGCUCGGAGGUGCAAACCGUCUUCGCCUCCCUGUUCGUGGCCCUGCUUUUCCAAAUCUCUUUCCUGGUGACUAACCGGAGCACUCUGGGCCAGGACAAGCCGCACGAAACUGAAUGUGUGAACCUUGUGAGUUCUUCUGUGAAGGCCUUGAAGACCUUACUGCGAAGCUCCGGGUACUUAGAUCACAUGUCUUAUAUUCAGACACUUAGGGGCUGGGAACUGCUUGUCAAUCCUGAAAGGCACUAUUAUGGAGUCACUAUGCUGGCCAGGUCCCUGGUCAUCAAGAACUGUUGGCACAAUCGCCCUGUCUUCCGCUUCCUCAUCAGGACCCUCGAGGACCCAGCCUGUGUCAAUCACUUCACAGCCCUGGUGUUCCUGACGGAGCUGUUCCACUGUCCAGAUGUGGCAGGUGCUGUGGAUGAAGCCUCCACCAAGGUUCUGGCAGAUUGUUUCAAGUGUGAGGAGCCAGCCACGGAGCAUCUAUUCCUGCAGAUCUCAGAAACCUUCACAAAGCACAAAAACACGAUGAAGCACUUCCACAUCCUGCAGCCCUACGUGCUGAGCUGCUGCUACUCCUCCAGCAGUGAGGUGGUGAUGGAGACCUUCCUGACGCUGCAGCGCAUCCUCAAGGACCUCACCUGGCAUUACUCCUCCUCCUUCAUCGUCGAGCUGACCUUCACUUUGGCACACUUCUUUGAGGAGGAGUCAGAGCAGCUGCGCCUGAUAGUCUUUGAGAUCUACGGAAGCAUCCUAACUAAAAUCUCGAGGAUGAACCUUGUCUUCCCCAUGAGGCACCAGAUUCUCAACUUCAUAGUCCUCCUUGUGUCACACCUGAAGGACGUAAACGCCGAAGUGGUGGAGGUCUGUAGGCGAGCCCUCUACAAAUUAGCUACCAUCAUGGGCUGGUUCAAACUCAAAGUGGUCUUUGCCAAGAAAGAUGUAUUCACCAUCCUCGGCACCCUGUUGCAGCAGGAAAGGAGCAGGGCAGUCUGGUUUUUGAAGCAGAGUGUGGCUCUCUUCAAGAGUCCGCAGGGCCCCAUCCGCCAGGUGGCUGUGUGGUUUGCAGGUCAGAUCAUCCGCAUCCUCAACAGGGCCGAGAGAGAGGAAACCGAGGAGGAAUACAUAGCCUUCAGGUGCAUGCAGAAAGACCCUGACCCCAUAGUCAGCUGCCUCACUCUACAGACUUUCCACAUCCUAGAAGCCAAGGAGACGGCGACACCGGCUAAGACCCCUUCCUCCUGCCUCUGCAUGAGGAGGUUCCGAAGGAAGGACGGCUGAGUCGGCGUGUGAGGGUCCGAGAUGAAGGCUUGCCCCCAACCCCACUUGUGGCAGCAGGCUACCUCCCGAGUCCUGCACUAGAAGUGGCGUCUCCCUGUAGAACUCUGCUAAUAAAAGGGGAAAGAAUGCA